AUGCCUAAAGGCGGUGAUUUGCAUCAUCACUAUUCAGGCUCUAUAUAUGCUGAAACGUAUUUAAACUGGGUUGGCACACAUAACUAUUGUGUCUACCGUGAAGAUAAUGCAGCAUUAAAUAUCCAAAAGUACAGGAUAGAAAGUAAAGUAUCCGAGCUAUCAAGCGCAGCUAAGGCUCUGUGCAUAACUGCUGAUGCUAUACGUUCAGAUAACGGCUUCUAUCGUGAACUUUUGAAACGAUGGUCUGAUAUUGAUUACUUCAACCAUUAUCAUGAACAACCACCGCCAGAUCAACAAUUUUUCGAUACUUUUGGUUAUUUUGACCCAGUCGCUGAUAGUAACUAUAAUGAAGGUUUUUUGUGGUUAAAAAAUACUGCCAUAAGUGAAAAUGUACAGUAUAUAGAAACAAUACUGAAAAAUGGUCCAAAUCUCGUAGUGGCAGAUGAAUUGAACGUCAUGUUAGAUGCUUUGACUUCGAAAUCGGCCGACUACGAAAUAGACAGGGCACUAACAGCCUAUUUCAAUGCUGUUGUAAAUGAUACUCAUGCCAAUUUAACAAUCAAUAAUUAUGUGAAAAUGAUCGAGACAUCAGCAGAUGGAAUUAAUGAUGCCAAUUUUACACUACGUUUUCAAACUUAUGUAUUCAGAGGCGAUUCACCUUCCCGUGUAUUUUCCAGUCUAUUCUCUUCUUUUUCAGCAACCAUGCGUAGUGAUCUCAUAGUCGGUGUCAAUAUUGUUGGUGCUGAAAAUGGUAUCGUAUCGAUGCGAGACUAUACACUUCAUAUGAAAAUGUUUCGCUUUCUCAAGCAACGCUUUCCCCUUGUGAAACUUGCUAUGCAUGCAGGGGAGCUGGUGUUGGGUCUCGUGCCCCCAGAAGGUUUGCAAUUUCAUAUCCGUGAAGCGAUAGAAAUUGCUGGAGCAAGUCGCAUUGGACAUGGUAUCGAUAUAUUUUAUGAACAUAAUUCCUAUGAGCUAUUACAAAAGAUGAAGCAGCUCAAUAUAGUAGUGGAAGCGGUUGUAAGUAGCAAUGAAUUUAUACUGGGUAUUAAAAAUGGUGCACAUCCAAUGUUGGUAUACAAAGCACACGGGGUGCCUUUAAUAAUUGCCACGGAUGAUGCGGGUGUAUCACGCUCUACUUUGAGCAAUGAAUACCUGAUGUUUAGCGAUCGUUACAAGCCAAGUUAUGCAGAACUGAAAGAGCUGGUUUACAAUAGUAUUCGGUUUGCUUUUCUGAGCGAUAGCGAGAAACAGCAACAAUUGAACAAACUGGAUGCUCGAUUUCUAGAUUUUGAAGAGAUGAUUGCAAAUGUAGUUAGCACAUUGAGUGAGCCAGGUGUUACAUACUGGGGUUCGUCUUAAGAACAUAAUGUGUCACAGAUGAUUUUAUUUUACUAUUCAUUGUGUCUUUUAAUCGAACUUUUUCAUGAUCAGUCGAAAUAAAAACCUGAAGAUUUAAGAAGCUUUCUGUCAGAGAGAUAUGGUAAAAUAUUCGAAGUUACCAAAAAAUAAACUUUCUUUUAUCACGUUUCACGACUACUUCGAGUGAAGUUUGACCAGUUUUCGUUAACAUAACCAUCGAUUAUUCACUCUUCUGUACUCAAUGACGAAGAUUUUUCUAUACUUCUUAUUUGUAUAUGUCUCUAAAGACCAUUUUUCAAUAACAUUCUUGUAAAGACUCGUAUUUGUUAUCGUAAAUAUCCCAGAUUGUAAAGCACUUCGAUAUGAUACUGAUAAAUAUCAAAUAAUUCGCAAAGCAAAACUGUUUUGAGACUUGUGAGUAAGAACGCAAGCAGGAAUUCAUAAAUGGCAUUCAGCAUGAAAAUGACGAAAAUAUGAGGUUUUUGCAAUUUCUGAUCUGACAUGGCUUUUUGUUGAUUUUUAAAUGCCAUUGUUCGAUAGAACAUAAGAAACUAUACAUGUCGAAAAAAAAACUGAAGUUUCUUCUAGUUGUUUUCAUGAAGAGGGAGGGAACCAAAGAUGAGAAAAUAGCACGAAAAUAACGUAAAGCCGGAGUUUUCGGAUUUCUGACCUCAAAUUACCUCUGUUUCUUUCCUUUUUAAAACCAUAGUUAAAUACAGCAUGAAAAGUUACAUACACAGAAGACACUUAGAAUUGCUUUUAGCUUGUUUCAUGAAGAGACAAGGAUUCAAAGAUGGCACAUACCAAGAAAAAUAAACCAAUUUGCACCCUUUGAUCUCAAAUCAUAAGACAAAAUUAUGGUGCUUUAGCAUUUUUCUGUUCAUUUUCAAUUAGAAUAUGUAGUUUCACAUAUAUAGUGUAAGUUUUUUUUUAUCAAUCCCAGGGAUCAAGUGGUCGAUUACGAAGCUGUAAGGUUAGCUUUCAACUGUAAAGAUCUUCUUGAAAUAUUAAGAUUUUUUAACUAAAAAAACAUUCAUGAGCUUUCUAAUGAUGAUAUUCGUAAUCAGGACACUCUACUCUAUAAAUAAGAAUACAUUGUAUCCGAAUCAGAUUAAAAGAAACUCGGUAUCACGGUGGGAACCACAGGUCCCAAAUUUUUUUUUUCUGUAGUUUGAAAAAGAACCUUUAAAAUGUGAUUAGAGCCCAUACCUAACUUCAUUCCAAUAAAAAAGAAAUCCAUUUCAUUUGGGACAAAAGAAUAGCCAUAUCCGCCCUAGUCCUUUGUGCUACUUCUUAAGUUCCAACAAUUCAUGCAGCUGGUUCAAUUGUUCAGAGAAAUGAUGCAAUAUUCGAACUACUUGUGAUGAUUAUUACAAGAUAUAUGUGACUUUUUUAAAAUCAAAUCAUAUCUGACAAAAAAAAGCAUCGUCUUCGAUUUGGUAACCAAUAAUAUGAUUUUCUGAUACUAUACCUAGGCAGCCAAACUUUAUUAAACAUGAUAAGUCGCAGAAACAUGACGAAUAUAUAUGAUAAUACUAGGUAGUCAAUAUUGGAUUUGUGAGAAAUAGCUGAAAUGAAGUUCUCUCAAAUAGAACAUUCAUACCAUUGAAGAAUCUGUACUGAUUGCAAUUCGACACAGCAAGUCAGAUUUAAAAUGUUACUUCUUUCAUUUGCGUGAUAUACUGAGUCAAAUAUUAUUGUAAAAAGUGACAACUAAUGUUAAAUCAAUGUCAAUAAUUUUCUAAGACUAUUAUUCAUAGGAUGAAAAGAAAAAGAUCAUCAAAAGUUGUCACUAUCAUAAUCGACUCUAAUUUUAUAUGUAAAUCUUUGCUAUUUCCAUUAAAAAAAGUAUCAUAUUACAUUUAUAUUUAUAUUACUAGUGGAAUCUUAUAUUUUCUGAUUUUUUAUUAUUCCUACUUCAUUAAUAAAUCGAAUCAAACAAACGGUCUCUGAUCAUUAUAUUCGAUUUUAUAGCCAAGAUGAUGUUUUUUCGUUGCACAAAUCAUAUAAACAGGAUCGUCAGAAUACUUCUUAUCACUAAUUUGUUUGCUUAUGGCUGAUCAUACCUAUUUAUUCAAAAACUUGCUGAAGUGAAAAAGAGAUUAGCUCUCCGUUUUAGAUCUAGUUUUAUGUUCAAACUUUUCAACUUUUAUUGCAACCGAUUUUAUUUUGGUUCUGUGGGAAAUCUUUUCAAUAAAAAUAAAUGUUUUCUUUUAGAUUUUAUAUUUCAGUUGUUGUGUAUAUAAUAUUUUUUGUUGCAAAAGUGAUGGCUCUGAAUAUGUAUUCGUCAACGAUAUUGGAUAUCUGAAUCAACAAAAAUGAUUAAUAGUGAAAUCAAAUUAUUGACAUUUAUUUUAGAAGAAUUACAUGAAUAUGCUGUAAGUAAACUUAUGAUUAACAAAAUAUUUCGAUUUAAGAAGUAUAUUGAAUUAAUUGCUUUAUUUCUAUUUUUAAGGUCAAUAAUAAUGUAACAUCAUUCAAUUCAUUUUAUUUUUUUUUUCAAAUUGUUAAAUUCAAAUAUUCGUUUAAUCGAAAAAGCAACUAAUCAAUUUGACUAAACUAAAGAACAGUAAAAUAUUGAACAAACAAUCUAUCAAAACUUUUUGUCUAGUAACUUUAAAAACCUUUGUAUAUUAGAUAAGAGAAUAAAUUUUGAUUCCCAUUUGUAAGUAUUUAUAAGUCAAAGUUAUUUAGAAAUUAGUAUAAAAAAGUUUAUACAUUAAUUUUUAGAGCUAAAAUUCAUAUAACACUAUCAGUAAGUUCGUAGCUUUUUUCUUUUGAACAUUAAUCUUUAACGUAAAACUUUUGCUUUUUUUGUCGAUAAUGUUUAGAGGAUGAUAGUAAUGAAAGGAAUGAGGGUAUCGGCUAGUUUCAUAAUGAUAUUUAAUCAUAUUUUGUAAUACAAAUCAAAUCUGAUGAUAUUAUAUUCGACUAGUCAUUUCAUUUGUUGUUUCUCUUUUAUGAAAUAAAAUUCAGUUGAGAGACUUCUUCGUUUUUCUUCAUUAGAAACUUUUGAAGCUUUUUUUCAAAAAUUUGU
Messenger RNA from Rotaria sp. Silwood2, 4396 nucleotides. Lineage: Eukaryota; Metazoa; Rotifera; Eurotatoria; Philodinida; Philodinidae. The record is from the annotation of a GenBank genome assembly.